This is a messenger RNA of Marmota monax (woodchuck), 805 nucleotides long. Its product is annotated as phosphatidylinositol-glycan biosynthesis class X protein-like. NCBI's taxonomy places the organism in Eukaryota, Metazoa, Chordata, Mammalia, Rodentia, Sciuridae. Gene Ontology annotation, biological process: GPI anchor biosynthetic process. The annotation marks the transcript as partial. The record is from RefSeq and is a predicted model, not a curated record. The transcript has a single exon. Gene Ontology annotation, cellular component: endoplasmic reticulum membrane.
UGUGCCGCGCGGGGGGCGGCUGCAAGCGGGCUGAAAGCGAACGCAAGGGCCCCGUCGGAGCGGCCGCCGGAGCAGUGCAGGAGAUGGGGCAUAAGGGCCACUUGUUCUGAAAUUAUUUUAAGGCAAGAAGUUUUGAAAGAUGGUUUCCACAGAGACCUUUUAAUAAAAGUGAAAUUUGGAGAAAGCAUUGAGGACUUACAGACCUGCAGACUCUUAAUUAAACACUAUAUCCCAACAGGACUUUUUGUGGAUCCUUAUGAGUUGGCUUCAUUACGAGAGAGAAACAUAACAGAGGCAGUGAUGAUUUCAGAAAACUUUAAUAUAGAAGCCCCAAACUAUUUGUCCAAGGAAUCUGAAAUUCUCAUUUACGCCAGACAAGAUGCACAGUGCAUUGAUUGUUUCCAAGCCUUUUUGCCUGUGCACUAUCGUUAUCACCGGCCACAUAGUAAAGAUGAAGAAACAUUUGUUAUAGUCAACAACCCAGAUUUAUUGAUGUAUUGUGACCAAGAGUUCCCGAUUUUGAGGUGCUGGGCUCAGUCACAAGUGGCAGCUCCUUGUGCUUUGAAGAGUAAGGAUAUAUGCCAGUGGAACAACAUGAAGUAUAAAUCAAUAUAUAAGAAUGUGACUCUACAAGUUCCAGUGGGACUGACUAUACAUACCUCUUUAGUAUGUUCUGUGACUCUGCUCAUUACAAUCCUGUGUUCUACUUUGAUUCUUGUAGCUGUUUUCAAAUAUGGUCAUUUUUCUUUGUAAAUUUUAUGCAGUUUAAUGUUUUCUAUAAACCAAAAAAGAUAUGUUAAUGUGA